AUGUCACAAUGCCCCUUCGGAUGGGCAAAGGAGACCCAGCAGAAAGAGAAGAAGCAGAGCAUCUAUCCAGCUGUGGCGGCCCUGCAGCUGUUCAAUCUCUUCUGCUGUGGAGGGAAAGUCAAGCUGAAGAAAACUCGUCCCUCUCAGCACAGACAGAGUAAAAACGACCAGGACGAAGAUAAUGCAUCUGAUACUGGCUCAGACUGGUCUGGAGGAGAUGUUACAACCAAAAAGGUCAAGGACAAGAGUAAUGGAAAGGCAAAUCAAAGGACACCCCGGCAAGUGAAGACCCAUGUGGAGAAAAUUUACAUAAGUCCUGACUCUCCGACUCUACCACGUGCCCACAGCUCCCUCUCCCAGUUCUCCCUGGCUAGGAACCUGGCCAUCCUCCCACUGGAGUGGCAGCUACCUGGAGUCCCUCUGACCACCUCGUCUAUGGCAACUAGGACAGAGAGAAAGCCAUCCACUACCAACACUUCGACACAGGCGCAGACAGAAACACAGACAACAGAUAUGAACACAGACACACAGACCACUGCCAACUCUCAGAGACAGAUCUCCAUGGUGACCACCCAGUCAUCAGAGACCAUGACAGAGGUUCAUACAUCAGACUCAAGCACCCAGAACUCCACUCCUGACAUGGCACUGACCCCUGAGAGCACUAACGACAUGAUCGCUACUUAUGAGGAUGUGAAGGAUGACUCUGCUGAAGAUUUGAUCUCCACCCUAACAGACACCUCUAUGGAGAAAUCCGUCAGUGAGACCAGCCUGAAAGCCCUCAUCGCUGAGGAUGAGGAAGAUAACAAUGAGAUGAAGGAUAUGGCUGCCUCCGCUAUCCCUGCUACUGAUAAUGCCAAUGAGGAUUCCAUCGCCGGAAUGCGUGGCCUCUCCUGCAUCUACAUUGAUCGAAGGUCCUGCAGCAUCACUGUCAUUGAAGUACUCUGA
Molecule: messenger RNA, 945 nt
Organism: Coregonus clupeaformis (lake whitefish)
Lineage: Eukaryota; Metazoa; Chordata; Actinopteri; Salmoniformes; Salmonidae
Exons: 6
Coding region: 1-945 (314 amino acids)
Source: RefSeq, a predicted model, not a curated record